Molecule: messenger RNA, 1069 nt
Organism: Arabidopsis thaliana (thale cress)
Lineage: Eukaryota; Viridiplantae; Streptophyta; Magnoliopsida; Brassicales; Brassicaceae
Product: transcription factor IIIB
Exons: 4
Coding region: 247-729 (160 amino acids)
Source: RefSeq, marked reviewed
GACGGUGUUAUCUUACCGCCGGAGCCGGAGUUUCCCACUCUAUUGUAAUAACAGAUAUUUCGACCGGAGUUUCUAAGUGAAUCCAAAUUUGUUGUUCUUCGUUGCGGCUCCAUCUCUCGCUGUGUAUUUAUAGUCAGGUCUUUUGAGUUAUCCCAUUUUGCGCGAUCCCGUCUUCACCGUUUCCAUCUUCCAGCGAGCACAUCUCUGUUGAUCGAUAAUUUUGUACCUAGUUCAGUUGUAGGAAAGAUGAACAAGCUGUUGGAAUAUGGGAGAAAAGCUAUGUUCUAUGUGAGAGUUCUCUCCGGCUAUGAAGAAAGGAGAAUCCGGAGUUACAGGUUGCAACUCGAAAAGCGUAUCCAGCAGGCUAACCAAAGGAAAGUAGAGAUAAACAGACUUCCAGAGCAGAUUGUAUUAUCUGAAGUCCGCCGUAUGGUUGAGGAGAUGCAGAAUUUGAAUAAGCAGAUUGAGAAUACGGAGGCUCAAAUUGAAGACUACUUCAAACCGAUAGACAAGCAUGCUAGUACCAUAAUGGAAAUUCAGCUCGAAGGAGAGAAGAAAACGAUGGGGACAAUGAUGAACGCAACACAACAGGAAGCUAUACGAAAGAUUGAAGAAGCUGAGAAACUCGCUCGGGCACGUGGAAAUGCAAAUGUGACUACAGAUGCAAACAUGGGAGAUAAGAUCCAGGAUUCAGAGUCCUCAGCCAACGAAAAAUCUCAAGCAAAAUGAAGUCAGAUCUUGUCUUCAUGUUGACACAGAAUAGAUUCAGCGUCUCUGAAUACAUCCUCUUAGUUGAUUAAACUGAGAUUGUAGCCUCGCAUUUGCUGAGGUUUUAAUAAUUUUGAAAUUUGGUCAACUGAAUAGAAUCAAAACCGAGAUUGUGUUCUGUCUAGCGUACAAGAAAUUAUAGAGGUGACCCUGGUUGGACCAUCCCCAACGACCACGUUUUGUCAAUAUAUGUUGUUUCAAACUUAACUUCGCCUAAUAAAGUAUAUUGUGAUUUACAAUGGAUCGGUCUUACAGCUUAAAGGUUUCAACUUUCAACUUCGUGGGUACCAACACCAAGUAC